AUGUAUCCAACUACCGGGUUGGCCUUUUCACGAGUCGGAUAUGUAUCAUCAACAACUGCCAACAUCCUGGUACGCGAGCCCGACGUCAAGCAGCUUCCUAUCCGUAUAUCGUACAGGGUGAUAGAAAACGGCCGCGAGGGCGAGUCGUUUGAAGGGGGAGUAAUAUAUGUUAUCAACAAUGACACCGAUUACACUUUUCCUGUUACUUUGACUGGACUUCAGCCUUCCAAGGAAUAUCAAUACUCGCUCUCAAAUAACAUGUCCGGCAAAUUUAAUACCGCCGCGGCUCCUGGCUCCGCUGCAGCAUAUAGACUCAGUUUCCUAAGCUCGAGUUGCAUGAAGGCAAACUUCCCUUACAACCCUCUAAACCACCCCUUGCGGAUCUAUGGCCUCGAGCUUAUUUCCACGAUUGUGUCAAAGCUUCCAUCCUUCUCACGGCCGUCAUUCAUGCUCUUCCUAGGGGAUUUUAUCUAUAUUGACGUACCCUUCCGCUGGGGAUCUUCCAUCUCCCACUACCGCAGCGAAUACCGCAAAGUCUACGCGUCUCCAUCAUGGCACACUGGUCCAGAACCCGCAAUGAACAUCCCUUGGAUACAUACCUUGGACGACCACGAAAUCGCAAACGACUGGCAUCUAGGAAACGAAACCGACCCUUAUCCAGCAGCAUUCGACACCUACCGCCAUUACCACAUGAGCGUUAACCCACCAAUCGAUAAAUCUCCUUUCUCCGUCCCAUUCAACACCACCUACUUCUCUUUCACGAAUGGCCCUGCUUCCUUCUUCAUGCUCGAUACGCGCACAUAUCGCUCGGAACCUCUACAGGACAAUUCCACAAUGCUUGGUUCCGCACAGCUGAAUUCCCUUCUUCACUGGAUCUCCCGCGAAGAACCUACCGGCGUUCAGUGGAAAAUAAUCGCCAGUAGCGUCCCGUUUUCCAAAAACUGGCGCAUCGGGACGGAGGAUACAUGGGGCGGGUUUCUGGGUGAACGCCGCCGGAUCUUUGAGGUUAUCUGGCGGGCAGAGCGUGAAUUGGGAAUCCGCGUCGUGCUUCUGAGUGGUGAUAGACAUGAAUUUGGCGCGAUAAGAUUUCCCGACCCAUUCCUAGCGGCCACACCGGGGCAAAAGGGAUAUGGGGCCGACAGUACCCUUGAAGACGGAAUGGGUAUUCACGAAUUUUGCACUGGUCCGCUGAAUAUGUUCCACGUCCCCGGUGGCAUAUUUUCGCAGUCUGACGAUGAGGAUGUCGUAAUCAAAUACCUGCCCGCUGGUAAUAACAAGUUGGAGGGAGCGAAGAGUCGGGUGUUGCCGCCUGGGCAAGUGGUGUUUGAUAAGCCUGAAGACGUUAGCGUCGUGGGUAAAAUGAAGAGUGUUUUCGGCGAAGCUCAGGUAUUGGUGAAGUCCCUGAUAAAAUCAGUUACGGGUAUGGUCAAGCGGCUGGUGCUGCUGUUGGUGAAGAAGGAGGUUGUGCCAAAGGUUUAG
Histoplasma mississippiense is the source of this 1479-nucleotide messenger RNA. RefSeq lists its product as hypothetical. The record is from RefSeq and is a predicted model, not a curated record. Bases 1 to 1479 code for a protein of 492 amino acids. The transcript is spliced from 2 exons. Lineage: Eukaryota; Fungi; Ascomycota; Eurotiomycetes; Onygenales; Ajellomycetaceae.